GAAUUUCUCCACGAAUCAUUAUCACUCAAUUCUGCAAGUGGUUCUGAUUUACUAUCGCUGUUCUCUAGCUGGUCUAAAACCGCUUUUGACCUAAAGGGGCGCUUUUUGGACGCCAUGGACUUUUCUCAGUUUCCAGGCAGAAAGAACAGUAAAAAUGCAGGCAGGGCACAAGACAAAGCACUAGGGAUAAAAUGUGAAAUGGUUUGAUACAGUAAUGUUUUACUAUGUGAUUUUAUUAUUAUUAUUAUACAGUAUUUUUUUAAAAUUUUUGAAUUUCCCACCGGUUCUAUCCCCGUACGUUCUGUAUGUCCCGACGCUCGCAGGGAACAGAACCUGGAAGACGGAUGCCAGCAAUGGCCGGAGGAGAUGGCCGGGGAUGCUGCAGGGGGGACA
This is a messenger RNA of Staurois parvus, 393 nucleotides long. The record is from the annotation of a GenBank genome assembly. NCBI's taxonomy places the organism in Eukaryota, Metazoa, Chordata, Amphibia, Anura, Ranidae.